AACACUGUUCUGUCAAAAUGGCGACUUGAGAAUUCGUAGCGUGACAAAAACAAAGCGCAUUUCACAAUAUUUUUGGUGUUUUUGUGCAAUAUUCAAGAGUUUUUCCGUGCAAAACGUGGUGAAAUGUGCAAAUAAAUAGUGCAGUGACGGCCAACGAACAAAGUGUGCACGAUAAAACGCUGUGCGUGCGCCAGCAAUUGAGCAAAACGCCGACCGCAUAACCUUUACGUGUCGCGCAGUAGUUGCGAAUGGAGUGUAAAGGCAAAUCCAAGAGAAUGAAAGAAGAGGCGCCAAGCAAAAAAUUGCCGCCUAAAAUCUAUGGCGGCAGCAGCGGCGACUAUAAUGCAACAGCAACAGCAGUGGCCGCUGCAAAUGCGAGCACCCCAACAAAAGCGGCUCAUGAUGAAAUUAUCAGCUCGUUGCUGCGCAUUAACAAUUUCGAUUCCAUAUCCAGCAUCAAAGAUGAAUCGCUCGACAUCGAUCUGUCCGCCUGCGUCACCAUCAGCUCAGCCAGUUAUAUCAACGGCAACAGUCUCUCGUCCACCGACUUUUGGCGCGUACUCGACGAGAGUGCUCAAAACAAUACCGAACUCAAUUUAUCCGUUGAUGUUGGCGGCGGUUCGUGUCGUGAUGAGUUAAUUGCAUCUAAUUCCUUAACAACAACAACAAGUCCCAGUGCUGCAGGCAACGACACCAACAACUCGGAAUUCAAUGUGACGUUUUUGCGGCCAGAGCCACCAAAUGCGUUUACCAAUUCGCCCUUUAAGAAGAUUAGCACUACGCCAGUGAAAUUGCCAUCGCCGGAGCAAAUGCAGCUGCAGCUGUCGCAGCCGACAAGGAAGCCACGUUUGCCGGCGGCAACAGCAGUGCGUCUGAAAGUAUUCAAGGAGGAGCCGUUGGAGGAGAAGGCAACGACGCUGUCCGCGCUGACAGCGACAGCAACGGUUCCCAAACCUCAAGUGUUGACCAAAGUGGAGCAUUGUGAGCCGGCAGCAGAGCAAAUGCCGCCAGCAUUUAGUAUGUUUCAGCAGCCAACGAGCAAUAGUAAUGAUAAUAUGCCACCGCCAGCAGCACCACAAGAAGGCACUGGCAGCAAGUCAGCAUUGGAUUUGGAGACGCCACCGCCGCCGCUUUACAAGUGUCUGGACUGCAAUGGUCUGGUGCUCGAUAAUCCGCAGCUGGUGAGCACACACAAAGCCGCAGCGCAUCGUUUACGCAUCACCUAUAAUUGUACCGAAUGCCAGCGAGAGUUUGAGCUGCUGGCGGGGCUGAAGAAGCAUCUCAAGACGCAUCGCAGUGAGGUGCGCAAAGAUACCUGGAAGAAGUGCCCAGAUUGUGGGAAAUGUUUGAAACUGGGAAGUAUGUGGAUGCAUCGUAAGAUACACAGCGAUAACAAGAAGUAUCAGUGCGACAUCUGUGGCCAAAAGUUUGUGCAGAAAAUUAAUCUCACGCAUCAUGCGCGCAUCCACAGCUCAGAGAAGCCCUACGAGUGUCCGGAGUGUCAGAAACGCUUUCAAGAGCGCUCGCAUCUGCAGCGACAUCAAAAGUAUCAUGCCCAGACGCGUUCGUACCGCUGCGAGAAAUGCGGUAAAAUGUACAAGACGGAACGUUGUCUCAAGGUGCAUAAUCUGGUCCAUUUGGAACAGCGGCCGUUUGCGUGUAACGUGUGCGACAAGAGUUUCAUUAGUAACUCGAAACUGAAGCAACAUUCGAAUAUUCACACGGGCAUGCGACCGUUUAAAUGCAAUUAUUGUCCACGCGACUUUACCAACUUUCCCAAUUGGCUGAAGCAUACGCGACGUCGUCACAAGGUGGAUCACAAGACGGGCGAGCAUCUCGAGAACAUUCCCUCCUAUUGCUCCAAGAAAUCCACCACAACCAAGGCACAAAAAGCAGCCGCUGCAGCGGCCGCGGCGGCAGCAGCAACAGCCUCUUCAACAACAACAGCGGGAGAUGAUCCUUCGGCAUCCAGUGAAGCAGCAGCAACAAAACCCAAUGAGACAACAGGCAAAGCGACGCCAACCACGCCAACGACAACUGCGAAACAGACGCGCAAAAAGAAGCAGCCACAACAGGCAGCUUUGGCUGCCUUGGGCAUCACAUUGCCAGCGGGCACAGCAUUGCAGCAGGUGCAUCCACAACCACAGCAGGCCGAUCGUAAGCUGAUGAAUGUGGUGGUCUCACAAUUGCCACCUCCGUCGACAGCAGCAACGCCAGCCAAGCAGGUGAAGGCGAAGCGAGAACGCAAACAAUUGGCGCCCAAGCAGCUGCAACAGAAACCAUCGCCACCGCCGCCGACGCUCACCCAAGUGCCCGUUGCAAUGCCGCAGAUCAAGAAGGAGCCGCAAACGCAAGGCGCAUUUCUCGAUCUGCACGGUCUGAGCUUGACCUCGGCCGAGGAUUUGAUUAUGGAACAGGCGCUGGAGAUGGAAGAAUGCGGGCUGUAUGAUGCGCCCGUGGUCAAUACGGACAUGGGCACCUCUGACAAUGCCAUCUCCUCGGAGGCAGCUGCAGCACUGCAUUUCCAAAUUAAAAACGAAUUACCAGACGAGCUGCUACCUGACGAAGAUUUCUUGCCUCAUAAGCCUAGCAAUGGCAAUCGCUUAGCUUGUCCCUCCCUUGAGUCAUCACCGUUCUCAUCACCCGCAUCCAUGGAACUGACAGCGGUCUCCAGCAGCAACAUCAACACCUCCAACUCAAAUACCCAUGCGACACAAGUGAACUCAGGACGAACCGCCAACUAUUAUUUGCCAGCCUUCACGCUAAAUGCGCAGGGCAAACUGACAAGUUGUACGAGCACAACAACUGGCAAUAUGAAUGGCAAUAAUGGGAUUGUCUCUGGCGCUGGCCCCACAACUGUCUCAAUGGUGAACAUGCCACUGUUAAUGCAUCCGAAUCAAAUGUUGCCUUCGGUGGAUACGCUGCUCUUUACCACACAGACGGGCAAUCGUUUCUUCUCCGGCAAAACAGUUGGCGGUGUUCAAACCACUGGGGCGGGUGCGGUGGCGACGACCACGUCCCAUUUGACAUGAUCGCACGACGGCUAAACGCCGUCGUCAACGCCUCAACGAUCUCCUGUGUCUUAAUUAAGCUAGGGUUUGCGACCACGACCACGACCAUGUCCGUUGAUUGCUCGAGAGGAAGUGUGAGAGAGAGAGAGAGAAAGAGAUGAACACAAAAAGGCAAUGAAUCGGAUUAAUUCAGAGAGUUUAGUCCUUAACCAUAAAAUUACAUAAAUUGUUUAAGCUACAAAUAGUACGACGCUAUAAUUGUUUUAAAGAUAGGCCGUAAGCGAAUUUCUACAUUACAUGCUAAGUACACUAUAUCGAUGCGAUGUAUAUAGAAUUAUGCAUAUACAUAUACAUAUACCUACAUACAUAUAUAUAUAUUAUAUACUUUAAUUUACCACCAACAAUACAUUUAUUAUUUCUACGCUUAACACAAAUAACAA
Molecule: messenger RNA, 3451 nt
Organism: Drosophila albomicans
Lineage: Eukaryota; Metazoa; Arthropoda; Insecta; Diptera; Drosophilidae
Gene: wdn
Product: serendipity locus protein H-1
Exons: 3
Coding region: 249-3032 (927 amino acids)
Source: RefSeq, a predicted model, not a curated record